This is a messenger RNA of Lutzomyia longipalpis, 2069 nucleotides long. It is a transcript of the gene Dok, whose product is annotated as docking protein 3. Gene Ontology annotation, cellular component: cytoplasm. The record is from RefSeq and is a predicted model, not a curated record. Bases 179 to 1795 code for a protein of 538 amino acids. NCBI's taxonomy places the organism in Eukaryota, Metazoa, Arthropoda, Insecta, Diptera, Psychodidae. The transcript has 2 exons. Gene Ontology annotation, biological process: positive regulation of MAPK cascade; cell surface receptor protein tyrosine kinase signaling pathway.
UGUGACAACCUGUUGACAUAUCAAGUAAAGAAAGGAAAUGUGAAAUACGUGAAAUACGCAUUUCUUUGCAAUAAAAAUCUUCAGAGUAUUUGAUAAAUUUCCUGUGUGCCAAUUCUGUGAUUAAUCUCUUGCGCAAGUGCUUGACGAAGGGAAUGGUAGUGGCGUUCCAUGCGGAAAAAUGGAUGUGGAUGCUCCAGUGUGUGCGGGAUCUGUGAUAAUUCAGGCACAGUCCAAGAAUCGCAUCUCAAAGAAGAAAUCAUCUAAUCACAAGUAUUGUCUACUCUUCAAAGCCAGCCGCAAUGGGAUUGAACGAUUGGAGAUUGCUGAUUCUGAGACUGAUAAAAACCCGCGGAUUGUUACACUGGAGAAUUGCGUGAAGAUCACGUCGGAAGCACCGCCGGCCAAUUUAAUUCACAUUGUUACAAAAACCGAGAAUGUGACAGUGGGUACGCAUGGAGAGGAAGAACUGAAGAAGUGGCUAUCUGCCCUGCAGACGGUGGCAUUCAAGGAAAAAUCAACCUGCAGCCUUAAUCGUGGUUCUGCCAUUGAGGAAGACAACGAUCUAUAUUGUUCCUCGUACAGCGAUGGUGUCUUCACGGUUAAACUCAUCCCGUCAGAUGCAUCAAUUCGCUGCAAUCUCGCCAUGAAACCCUAUCGUUUGGUCAUGACUACAGUUGAGCUACAGCUGCGCUCCUUUGAGGAUGAAACGGUGAUUGUUGCAAAGUGGCCGUAUCGUUUCAUCCGGAAGUACGGCUAUCGCGAUGGGAAUUUCAUGUUUGAAGCCGGAAGGAGUUGUGAAACAGGUGAAGGUAUCUUUCGCUUGGAUCACCCCAAACCACAGGAGAUCUUUCGGUGCAUGUCCAGCAAAAUGAAGUGCAUGAAGAAGCUGAUUAAUGGGGAGAGUGUAUCGAGUUUGGAUUGUGGUGAGAGUCAAUUGAGUGCCGUAUUAUCCAUGGAAGCGGGUUCCCGUAGUCCACUACCACCAUCACCCAAUCAGGUGUCUUCCCAAGAUACGGAUACAUCACCCCUUCAUCAGAGCUUUGCAUCAAUUCGUGGCUUCAUCUCGUCCAAUGAUUCCCUGAAUAACGUCUCCACAAGCAGUUCCAUAUCAGUUCUCAAACACAUUCCACAUAAACCCCCACGAAAGGGGCUAACUAUUUCCCUACCGGGAGCCCAUGAAGAACCGUCCAAGGAUAAAUUGAGGAAUUUACCAAAUUAUGAACCAAUUGCACUACCCCUUCAUGAAAAACCCGCACUCGAAGCUGCCAAUGCGGAUGCCAAGCCACCACAGGCACCAGAACGUGACUACGAGAGUAUAGAGACAAUUACCGAUGCUUGGCGUACUCUUGGUAUUGAUGAAGUGAAGCAUACCGAACAGAUUCAUACACCUGAGGAGGAUUUAAUUGAAUUUGUCAAAACAACUGCUAAAGUUACACGACCCGCAUUGACGCUUGCUCUUACGGAUGUGCACAGUCCAGAGGCAGAUUGCACUGAAGGUGACUACGAUCGCUUGGAGUUCUUCCGUAGUAAUAGUAAAGCAUCAGCAACCUACAAGACCGUUAUCCCAAUUAAAUCACCCACACCUCCUGCUGCAAAACCCCGCAGUGACGACUAUGAAAUUGUCGGAGAUCCAGACACCCAAGCGUGUCGUCUAGCUGAUGACAGCUACAUGGGGUAUGGGGUACUACGGAAGCCACAGCAGCAGCAGCAGCUACAACUCGAGGCCCCGGAAUUGGAUCACCACAAGUACAAUGGGCUGGACUAUGCGAUCGUGAGCAAGCCCAAAAGGGUGUGACCUUCCCCACCAAAGAAUAUGCCUCGCCAUACAUUUUCUCGGGAACCGUCCCUUAAUGUGUGCCUUUGUUUCCCUUACAAUGUGGGGACCAUCACGUGUUGCCAUACUCUCUCCAUAUCGGAUGAAACGACAUUUAAUACAAUACAACGAGCAAUCUCGAUCGGAGGAUGACUAUGGAUUAAGUAUUUGUCGUCCUGUACUUAAUCUUUAAGAUGUAUCUUUUUUUUGUAAAUAUAUAAAUCAAGAUAUUUUAAUAAAAACUUUUAAAUAUGAA